Molecule: messenger RNA, 570 nt
Organism: Fraxinus pennsylvanica
Lineage: Eukaryota; Viridiplantae; Streptophyta; Magnoliopsida; Lamiales; Oleaceae
Source: the annotation of a GenBank genome assembly
AUGGAUCCGUUAAUGAAGGAAGAAGAGUACAAUUGGAGAGAAGUGAUACUACCGUCGCUAAUACUAGUUGUGCCGGAGCCGGAACUGGAGAGAGAAACCGGAGAGAGAAGGAGAGGACGCGACAUAAUAAUCGCAGUUGAUCAUGGACCCAAUAGCAAACACGCUUUUCAUUGGGCAAUAACUCAUCUCUGCCGCCUCGCAGAUACCGUUCACCUUGUUCUUAUGGAGAAGCUUGCAGUGGAGGCUCUUGAGGUUGCUAUGGUGAAGUCGAAGGCUAGGAUCGUGGAAGGAGAUGCAGGGAAGGCAAUUUGCAAGGAAGCAGGGAGGUUAAAGCCUGCUGCUGUUGUUCUUGUGUGCUACAAGGCAGCGUUAGUGAAUAUUGCUUCCACAAUUGUAAAACCGCACCAGUCAUUAUUGUUCCUGGAAAAGAAUGUCCAGCUGCAUAUCUUCUGGAUGGUUCCAGUUCUGGUGAGGUGGAGGCAUCUUCCAACGAGCUUGCUGAUGUGUAUUUCUGUCCAAGUCAGCUGGCUUCUUCUUCCCCACGUGAUUUACUUCAGCUUCAUUUCUUGA